Mixia osmundae IAM 14324 is the source of this 1941-nucleotide messenger RNA. RefSeq lists its product as uncharacterized. Gene Ontology annotation, cellular component: cytoplasm; cytosol. The coding region runs from base 1 to 1941 and encodes 646 amino acids. Gene Ontology annotation, biological process: Mo-molybdopterin cofactor biosynthetic process; molybdenum incorporation into molybdenum-molybdopterin complex. The record is from RefSeq and is a predicted model, not a curated record. Lineage: Eukaryota; Fungi; Basidiomycota; Mixiomycetes; Mixiales; Mixiaceae. The transcript is spliced from 7 exons. Gene Ontology annotation, molecular function: molybdopterin molybdotransferase activity.
AUGCUAUCGACUUGCGCUGUCAUCACAGUCAGCGACACCGCUGCCCGUGAUGCCAGCACGGAUGCAACAGGGCCGAUGCUCCUCAAUGAACUUCAAUCUGCAGGCUACUCUCUACCAAGUCGAGCGCAUUACAUCGUGCCAGACGAGUUGAGCGCGAUCAGAGAUGCCGUACGGUGUGCUGCCGUGUCUUCCCGGCUCGUCGUCACCACGGGCGGCACUGGCUUUGGCUUGAGGGAUGUCACGCCAGAAGCAGUCGGGCCUCUCAUCGUCAAGCACGCUCCCGGACUUGUACACCUCAUGAUGAGCACGUCUCUCGCAGUCACGCCGAUGGCAGCGCUCUCCCGACCCGUCUGCGGUGUCACACAGGAGGGCGCACUCGUCGUCACGCUGCCAGGUUCGCCAAAGGGAGCAAGAGAGAAUCUGAUGGCUUUGCUCAAAGUCCUGCCUCAUGCACUCGAACUCAUCAGCGGAUCUACGGGCGAGGAUACCCAUCGCGCGAUGGGCGCACCAGAGCGAGCGCCGAACAUGACGGACAGCGCUCAUAUCUGCGUACACCGUCAGCGCGACGAACCGCGAAGUCUGCAAGAGCAUGCGGCGCUCAGAUCUUUCGACCCUACACAAGGAGUUGCAAGGCGGUACAGGCGAUCACCCUACCCUAUCAUACAAAUGAGCGAAGCUCUCGACCUCAUCCUGCAGUACGCAACCGUCGGUGACGUGGAACGAGUGGAUCUAUCGGCCAUCGUAGGCAGGGUACUGGCCGAGACCGUCAUGUCUCACGUCGACUUGCCCUCGGUACCCACAACCAAUGUCGAUGGCUAUGCGAUCUUCUCAGAUGAUAGCCAGCCAAGGCGUCGCCUGAUGUCAGCAGAUCAAUAUCAGGACUGUCAGGAGCUCGAGAAGUGGGCAGUCAGAGUCGCGACAGGCGGUCCUGUUCCUGCGCGAGCGAAUGCCAUCAUCAUGGUCGAAGACACAACAGUCAGCGAGACCGGACAAACCGGCGAGGAGAUCACCAUCGACAUUCACGCUAUUGCGAAGAUUGGGGAGCACUUCAGGCAGAUCGGCAGCGAUGUUCGCGCGGGCGACACCAUCCUGCGGCAACGCGAUUUGAUCAGUCCUGUAGGCGGCGAGGUCGCCUCGCUUGCAUUCAUCGGGCGUCAUUCGGUGCUUACCUAUCGCAAACCUGUAGUCGCAGUGAUGUCAACGGGCAAUGAGCUGCAAGAGCUUGUGCAAACUACCACACCUCAAGUGACCGCAGCCGGCGUGCCCAUCGUCUUUGACAGCAACAGACCCUCAUUGUUGGCUGCCCUGAAAGCGCAAGGCUUUGAUGCGAUCGAUUUGGGGAUCAUUGGUGACGAUGUCAGCAAGAUCAAGCAGGCGCUCGAGCUCGGCCUGAGCAGAGCAGACGUGAUAGUGACAACGGGUGGCACAUCUAUGGGCGAGAGCGACUAUCUCAAGACAGUUAUCGAGCGCGAGCUACACGGAACCUGUCACUUUGGACGCGUGGCCAUGAAGCCAGGGAAACCGACAACUUUUGCUACGCUGCCCGGUCAAAGGCCGACACUCGUGUUUGCGCUGCCGGGCAACCCAGCUUCUGCUCUGGUCACGUUCUACGUCUUCGUCAUGCCAGCGCUGCGGAAGGUGUCGGGUUACAGAGCUUCGGAAUGGCACUUGCCGCGCGUCAGAGUCCAGAUCACUUCCGACUUCCCACUCGACCCGAGGCCCGAGUUUCACAGAGUGAGCAUCGUCACGUCACAAGAGGCACCUUAUCUACGUGCCUUCUCCACGGGCGGGCAACGCAGUAGCAGAACGAUCAGUAUGGCAGCAGCAAAUGGCCUCGUUGCUCUGCCCUCCAGCAAGGAUGCGCCCGUCGCGGUGCUCAAAGCAGGCAGUCUGUGUGAUGCCAUCCUGAUCGGGCCUCCUCUGACAUCCACACGAGACUGA